Messenger RNA from Amborella trichopoda, 1748 nucleotides. RefSeq names its product F-box family protein. Lineage: Eukaryota; Viridiplantae; Streptophyta; Magnoliopsida; Amborellales; Amborellaceae. Gene Ontology annotation, molecular function: protein binding. The record is from RefSeq and is a predicted model, not a curated record.
UUGAAAGUUGGCUUACUCUGAUUGUUUAGAGCCUCGACUCUAUACAGACCGUACCCUCGUAACCCUGUGUGCCAACCUCACCCAUUUUUUCUAUUAUUUUAUAUCAACCCAGCCCUUUUUAAUCCCUGAAUACUCGAAGAAGCUCCAUAUUUUCCAUAAAAAACCUAAUUUGUUAUGAAAAUUAGUCGGAUUUUUGCAGAAUUCCUAGAUUCUGAGCAGCUGAUUUUAGGGUUUUGAAUCGAAGUUAAGACGUGAGGGUUGAUUCAAAAACAAGGGUUUUGGUGUAGUUUUUCAUUGACAAGAACCUUGUAUUAUGUGAAGCCUAAUUGAGUUAGUUGCUGUUUCUGGGAUUUGGGGUACAGAUUGAAUAGCUUCGGAGGCUUUCGAUACAUUUACAGGCGGUCUUUUGAAUUCAUCGUUAACGUUUUUACUGUUUAUUUGAUGAGUAAGGGUUAUGGGGCUUGGAGAGUUGCAAAUAUAUAUUUAUCUUGGUUUUGUGUUCUCCAUAAAGGGUUUAGGGGUUUUGGGUUUAGGGUUUUAGGAACAGUGAAGCUUACCACCACCAAUUUGUAGUGGUUUGAUUUCAAAAUUUGGGUUUUGAUUUCUUAGUUGGGGUCUAGUUUUGCAGGGAGUUGUUUUCCAGGUUUGUGAUGUCCAUUAAAGAACAAUAAAGCUAACUUCUCCAAUUUACAGUGGUUUGAUUUCAAAAUAAGGGUUGAGAUGCAUUCGUCUAAUUAAGAAUGGCGAAUUUACCAGAUGAGAUAUGGAGUUUGAUAUUCGAGCUUGGUGUGAAAAGAAAAAUACUGGGUUUCAAGGAUCUUUGCUCUCUUGCCAUAAGUUGCAAGCAAUUCAAAAGACUAUCAGCCCACAAUGACCUGUGGAGUGUUAUUCUAACCCUAGAAUUUCCAUCUUCUUCACAGUCUAAUGGCUCUUCCAAAUCUAAUUACAAGACCAGCUUUGAACGAGAUAGAAGUCGCAAGAUUGCUGCUCAUAAACGAGCAAUUCUUCGUGUUGAGAGCGAAAUUGCUCUUUCUCAGAAUAGUCUCAAGGACUUGGAGCACCGCAUGUUACAGGAGGGUGAGACAAUCAGAGAAUUAACCCGUGAAUUGAAGAACCUACAGAAGGCCAGACACGCUUCAGUGGCGCUGAAUGUAUGGCAGCCUGAAGUUAUUUGUGGUCAUCAGAAAGAGGUGAUUGCUCAAAGUUCUGUUCCUGUGGAGUCCCGAAUUCAAGCACUUGAGAUGGAACUCAGAGUUUGCAAAGAAUGCAUUGCAAGGUUCACGAGGGCCCGUGAUGUUCAUAAGUGGAAGAUGGCUAGAAACCAGGAAAGGUUGGCAUCCUUGAAAUAUCACCCUGUGCCUAGCUAUCAACCAGAGAUGAGUAUCCAUGAAAGCCAAGUGAAGCCUAAGAAGAUGAAGCAGCUCAAAGAUUGUAAUACCAUUUGAUUGUAUAUUAUGGAUUACCAUAGUUCCUUGGCAUCAUCACUUUCCAAAGAAGUAAUGGAUGGUGAUGAGAGAGGGACCCACUUUUGGGUCAUGUCCUGUAAUAAUCUGUAUGCAUGAUCUAUGUAUUCUUAGAACCUCUCGGGAGUGAUUUUCACUGAGCAGGAUUGAUGGUGAAUGCUACGAAAUAGGAGCCAUCUUUUGCAUGGUGACUGUUCACUUGGGCCUUUGUUAAGGAGAAAUUGAUCUGUCUCAGAACAGCUGGUCUUCUUUGUACAAAUUGAAUGCACGUUGGAAUUCUAGUGA